AUGCAACCAAAUCACUGCGACCUGCUGGGUCAGGUGCCUGAGUCCAGAGCCGCAAGUCGGAUGACGCGCGAUGGCCAGAGUCGUGGUCAGUCACGCCCAUCCGGUGCAGCCGCCAUGAGAUCAGAGGACUCUUGGAUCGAAGUCUCAUCGCAGCCGUCGUCUUCAUCCUUGUCCUCCGCUGCCACCGAUGACAUUAUCACCACUGGUCUACAGGUCGAGCAUCACGAGACAGGGGCAUACCAGCGUCGAAGUCGCCGUCGCCGCCUGCAACAUUUGGCGGCCGUCACCACCGCCCAGGUGGACUACUCGUCGCGGGAGGCCAGUAGCAGCCAGGAGGAAUAUGAAGCGAGCGAGAGUGAGUCGGAUCGGGCCCUGGGCAGCUCAAAUGAAGAGAUCCGACCUCCCCUGCACACUCCGUUGCCUGCCCGGUCUGAACCACCGUCCAAUUCGGAUGCGACUUCCAGUGAUGAUGAGGAUGAUACUUCAACCGCCUUGGGCAUGGGCAUUAGCCCGUCUCCGUUUGUGCCGCAACCCAAUGUUUUUACGCAUCCCCCGGCCACACAAGAUCCUUCUUGGACUCGCCCUACCGACUCGCGCCGCUCUCAGCCAAGUGUUUUGUCUAACUCAAGUCGGCGGACCGCCGUUCGAAGAGAAUCAUAUCCCAGCAUACACUCGUCACGCCGCCCUCAGUCCCAGCAUAGCCCUUACAGUAUGAUCUCGCCUUCCCACCAUGCUGAUCACGAUGCCGCCCUGCGUGCCAGCCUCUCCACUCUCCUUUCGUGUGCUGCUGCUGCACGAGGGCUGCCCAAACCAGACCCUCAGCCCUCCUCGGUCAAUCCUCCGCGAACCGCACAUCCAUCCUCGUUCCGGCUCGUGGGUGAGUCUGUUGCUAUGGGCGAGGAAAGUGGCGACGAGGAAGCCCCGUCGCCCCGGUAUACAGAACCAAGCCCGUCUGCUGGACAACCCCAGCCUCGGCGACAUCCACAACCUCCAAUGGCGGUGCCUGGUUCCGUUGCACCCAAAGUCAAACGACGGUCCAGUUUUCCCAAGGACCGCAACACCAUGCAUAAAAAGAGUCGUCGUGCAAGCCUGGCCGAUUCGACUACCCCGCCUAGCCCGACGAUUAUGACCUGGGUCAUCAGUGCUGGUGUGGUUGUUUUAUUCUCAGCCAUUAGCUUUUCGGCAGGGUACAUGCUUGGCCGUGAGGUCGGCCGGACUGAAGUAGGGGUCAUGGGUGAGGGGGGAGUCCCCGGUGCCCGGUCCUCGGCAGCGUGUGGCCAAGAAGCUGUCCGGGGAGGGCUCAAGCGGCUGCGCUGGGGAACAGCUGCUGCCGGGUCUGCGAGCCUGGCCUAA
This is a messenger RNA of Penicillium alfredii, 1353 nucleotides long. RefSeq lists its product as uncharacterized. The record is from RefSeq and is a predicted model, not a curated record. The transcript is spliced from 2 exons. Lineage: Eukaryota; Fungi; Ascomycota; Eurotiomycetes; Eurotiales; Aspergillaceae. The coding region runs from base 1 to 1353 and encodes 450 amino acids.